Messenger RNA from Ogataea haglerorum, 2397 nucleotides. RefSeq lists its product as uncharacterized. The transcript has a single exon. NCBI's taxonomy places the organism in Eukaryota, Fungi, Ascomycota, Pichiomycetes, Pichiales, Pichiaceae. The record is from RefSeq and is a predicted model, not a curated record. The coding region runs from base 1 to 2397 and encodes 798 amino acids.
AUGUGGGGUCGAGCUAGAGUGGCUCUCGUAUCGGUACGCCGUAAGUCUUUGAGAUGCUACUCGUCAGGACCAAUCGACUCCGUUGCAUCGUACAGAGAGCUGGCGGACCUGCAUAGGAAAUUGGAGGCGCAAUUUGCCAGCAUCAAUCUCUCCGAUCUCCUCCACUGCCAUCGGUACCAGCCCCAUCUAAACCCCAUCAAAUUCAAUAUUAGCACCCGGAGAAUAGACGUCGGCUCGUUGGUCGAGUACAGAGUCUGCCGGAGAGCCUACGGGCCUCUCAACAAGCACGAAUCCUCGCGCAUGGUCGACAGCUACAGUCUUGGUGUGGUGCUCUCUUCACCAAAGCCAAGAUUUCUCACCCCUAACCCUCUGGAGGUCCUUUCAGCUCACGGGACAGUGGUUCAUGUUGACCCCGAGGACGUCAAGUUUCGCAUACACCGCUUCAUAAAACCAAAGGCCAUAGACACUGACCGCAGCGUCUUGCAGUACAUUCUGCUGUCCACGGCACGCUACGCGACGUCUAUCGUCUCGAAACUCGGCGAUCAUUCGCUGCUGGACACAAUUUACUUGCAAACAACAAACCUAUACCACCAGAAAGCCCUCAAUCUGCAUCAUCUGGCGGCAAUUGCUGUGCGUGAAAUCCCGCAGCUGGUGCAGACCAACGUCCUGGACAUUCCUGCUCUUUUUCUUGCCAGUCACGUUCUGAUGGUCAACGACCCAGUGAGGUUCCGGUUUGCUCCACCCAAGACGACCCCGGAAGAUUAUCUGGAGCCUCUGUCGGUGGCGACGAUGUCAUAUUUUGCAAACCCGCACCACCUCGCGCAGUCGCUACGCAAAAUAUUAUCUCUGCCCGCCGAAAUAUUGAACGCAAACUACGGGCACCUGUUUAGCGGCGACUACGCCUUUGAGUUGUUUCAGACCCUCCGCGAGGGAACUCAGGUGUUGGAAGACCUUGUGAGCGCCAUCAAGUACGCUAUUGAGUAUCCGCAUCCGCUUCUUCUGCGACAUUUGAGGAAAGUUCUGGGCCGCAGCACGAAACCCAGAGAGCUCUAUGAUAUGCUGGUACAGUCCGAGCUGUGUCCGCCAGGAUGGAAUCCAGUGCUCUCCUCAGGCAUUUAUGGUCUUCCCAACAGUGCAGGCAUUUUUUCGGAAGACCAGCUGAAGCUGCCCGCGAAAAUCAAAUCCGAUCGUAGAGUGAACAAUCCGGAGAGAACGAACAGCCAAACCAAAUAUAGGCUGGCCGACAGGCUUCUGUUUUCAUCGGAAGACGACUCUAUCAGCAGCACCACGUUCAGCUUCUACCUACCUGUGGCGACACAGGACAUCAACGACCAAAUGAGCGAGUUUCCAGUAGCGUUUUCGCAUAAUAUCAAUUAUGCCCCGUUCUUCCCCAAGUUCAAAAGAUCCGUCCGAAACCAAAAGGCCCUGCGAGUGUCUUUCAAGUACGACAUGUACAAGAUCGAAACUGUUGAUAAGCCCGAAAUCGAGAUUAGCUACGAAAACAUCGACGGCUACACGGACAUGGUUGCAAAUUAUCCAUCUACUGCCUUCAGUCUGUUCAGCAAGAUGGACUUGGAAAUGAAGGACGCAAUUCAGCGGCUCUAUUUUCUGCUCAAGCACAAGGAAAAAUUGCGGCUGGAGAACGGCUAUCUGAAGACCGAAAAGCAGGCACAGGAGUCCAGUGAGUGGUACGUGAGAAACUGCAUAUUUUUCUGCGACGAGCUGCUUUCUGAGUACUGUCUGAAAAACAAAAUUCCAGUCAUCGGUCGCGUGAGCCCCAAGCUGGCGACCAAGUCCGAGGACCGUCGCUCGUACACAGGCUUCUUCAACCUCUUCAGCCGCGAUGCAAACUCGUACCAGUCGUUUGCGGACAUCGGCAGGGCAUACAAUAAGGGAGUCGUUUCUGCGACAGACCUGGUGUGUGCUUUGCGGUACCUGGACGGCUUCCGGGUGCAAGUUCUGAGCCCGCAGAACUCCGCAUACGCCGUGCUGGGUGCUCGGGCGCACGCGUCUUUUUUUUCGCCGGGAUUCUUGGAGUCGUACAUCAACAACGCCCAGUUGAUGAACCAUCUUCAGGGACGGAGGCUGUGGAACAUGGAGAAGCUUCUGUUCCAAUUUCUGGGAAAUUUCGAGUCGCAGCUGCAAAUGCACAGACGACUGCAUAGAUACCGCGUCCUCAGCGAGCUGGAAAACCAGCUGGAGGACGAGUUUAGCAUGUUCCGGUGCAUCAUCAGAGAGCCACAGGUCUCCAGCCUUGUUCAGGGUUACUGUCAUGAUCUGGAGGUGAAUGUGGAGAUCCAGGUGGACGCGGACCAAAGACUCAUGGUGGGCGACAGAAUUUUGUGUUCGCAGAUCCUAGAGCUGGACCCUUACAGCGAUACAAUUGUCAUGAGAUAG